Messenger RNA from Phanerochaete carnosa HHB-10118-sp, 333 nucleotides. RefSeq lists its product as uncharacterized. NCBI's taxonomy places the organism in Eukaryota, Fungi, Basidiomycota, Agaricomycetes, Polyporales, Phanerochaetaceae. The record is from RefSeq and is a predicted model, not a curated record. The annotation marks the transcript as partial. The transcript has a single exon.
CUCGACAACUUUGUUGACGUGCUCACGGCCAUCGUCACUACCCUCGACAGCACAGUAGACGACAUUCCGUUCUCCCAUGCUCUCGACCAGCUCGUCGAGGCCGGCAUUCCCGUGGAUCCUGCACCAACCCCCUCACAGCCUCGUCCCACGCUCACCCAGGCCUUCUCAAACGCCGUCGUCACUCAUCAUGACCUCCCAGCGCUCAUUGACGGAGACCUCACUUUGACAUACCGCGAAGUCGACAUCCUCUCUUCAGUUCUCUCCAGGCGGAUCUUAGAGGCCACGAAGCAGCAAGAAAUCCAUGCCUUUGUGUCUUUCUGCAUUCCUCCGGGG